AUGGCUCCCCUGUGCCCCAGCCCCUGGCUCCCUCUGUUGAUCCCAGCCCCUGCUCCAGGCCUCACUGUGCAGCUGCUGCUGUCACUGCUGCUUCUGGUGCCUGCCCAUCCCCAGAGGCUGCCCCGGAUGCAGGAGGAUUCCUCGCUGGGAGGAGGCUCUUCUGGGGAAGAUGACCCACUGUAUGAGGAGGAUCUGCCCAGUGAAGAGGAUCCACCCGGAGAGGAGGAUCCACCCGGAGAGGAGGAUCUACCUGGAGAGGAGGAUCUACCUGGAGGGGAGGAUCUACCCAGAGAGGAGGAUCUACCUGGAGAGGAAGAUCUACCCGGAGAGGAGGAUCUACCUGAAGUUAAGCCUAAAUCAGAAGGGGGCUCCCUGAAGUUAGAGGAUCUACCUACUGUUGAGGCUCCUGGAGAUCCUCAAGAACCCCAGAAUAAUGCCCACAGGGACAAAGAAGGGGUUGACCAGAGACACUGGCGCUAUGGAGGCGACCCGCCCUGGCCCCAGGUGUCCCCAGCCUGCGCGGGCCGCUUCCAGUCCCCGGUAGAUAUCCGCCCCCAGCUCGCCGCCUUCUGCCCCGCCCUGCGCCCCCUGGAACUCCUGGGCUUCGAGCUCCCGCUGCUUCCAGAACUGCGCCUGCGCAACAAUGGCCACAGUGUGCAACUGACCCUGCCUUCCGGGCUAGAGAUGGCUCUGGGUCCCGGGCGGGAGUACCGGGCUCUGCAGCUGCAUCUGCACUGGGGGGCUGCAGGUCGUCCGGGCUCGGAGCACACUGUGGAAGGCCACCGUUUCCCUGCGGAGAUCCACGUGGUUCACCUCAGCACCGCCUAUGCCAGAGUUGACGAGGCCUUGGGGCGCCCCGGAGGCCUGGCCGUGUUGGCCGCUUUUCUGGAG
Messenger RNA from Piliocolobus tephrosceles (Ugandan red Colobus), 891 nucleotides. RefSeq names its product carbonic anhydrase 9-like. The record is from RefSeq and is a predicted model, not a curated record. Gene Ontology annotation, cellular component: plasma membrane. Lineage: Eukaryota; Metazoa; Chordata; Mammalia; Primates; Cercopithecidae. The transcript has 5 exons. The annotation marks the transcript as partial. Gene Ontology annotation, molecular function: carbonate dehydratase activity; zinc ion binding.